Molecule: messenger RNA, 3196 nt
Organism: Eriocheir sinensis (Chinese mitten crab)
Lineage: Eukaryota; Metazoa; Arthropoda; Malacostraca; Decapoda; Varunidae
Exons: 1
Coding region: 98-3196 (1032 amino acids)
Source: RefSeq, a predicted model, not a curated record
UUAGUCAUCAAUGGGACUUGUCAACAUAAUGACCGAAUUUUCCUUAUAUAUAGGUCGAGGCUGAAAGUUCUUCGGCACUAACCAGCCAAGAACACCGAUGGCCGCUGGUCCUGCAAGAUGCUCCGCGCGGAGCCUCCGGCGGUGUGCCAGGCGGCGGGCGCGGGUUGUCAAGGCCCUGAUCAUCGCUGCCGUGCUGGGAGGUUUCCUCUAUCACACGAGCUUGAAUCUGCGGCGACAUCUAAAGGGAAAGACUCUUUUCAUCACUUCUGAAGAAACCUCACCCCCGGCGCCGUUCCCAACGUAUCGACUUUGCAUUUGGCCAACUUGGAACCCUCGACGACUUGUCUCUUUGGGCCUCAAACUCUCCAAUCUUUCACAUAGGGAAAUAUUGAAAAAUUACUAUCAGCUAACUGGAAUUCCCGAACAUAUGACAGGGCGACAGCUGGUGGAGAAGGCAGCAUGGCGCGUCGAAGACCUAGUAGAAGAGGUGAGGGUCGGAAACAUUCACGAAGAGUAUUACUCCACGGCGCCUUUCACCUCUAAUCUGUGGCGCCGCUCCUUCACUCCUGUCGGCCCUUGCAUCACCCUCACGCCCCCCCCAUCCGCCAGUUUUUACGCCCAGACCCUUUCCAUCAAGCUCCGCGAGAAACCGGCAGACAUCCAGGCGUGCCGCUGGGUGGAGGAGGGACGCGUCAGGAUAUACGAAGGCCCCGAGGAUUGCCCGUCCGUAACACAAUACUGCAACACCUCCUGCGAGUGGGAAGAGUUCAUAACGAACUUUUUCUUUAACCGGCUCCAUUAUUUACUAUCCACAUCUCAUUCCAUUUCGAUCUCAGGCACAGGAAACGCACUUGCUCACUCAGUUAUAAAGAACGUCGUUGUAGAACCGUUCAAGGUUAUUCCACUUAAAGAAAACGGUCCUGUUGAUGCAGAAGAUUGCUACUUUAAGUGUGUGAUGGCUCCCGGGGAAAAAGAAAACAACUGUACAGGCUUAAGGCAGACAUCCUUGGAUGAUUCUCUCUCUAACCUCUGCGUCAAAUACUUACAGUUAUUCUCCGUGUCCAAAAACUUCAUCACUGAGUAUCUGCUAUCCCAUCGUUGCAUUAACUCCUGCAAGUUCACCAGCAAGGAAACAAAGUGGAGGCAGUUAGAGAAAACAUUUUACCCUAAUGAUACCACCUUCAAAAUUCGACUUUUAAGACCAGUAACUGUUGUCAUGACUGAAAUCGAGAUGUACCCUUUGAGCCUAUUUCUUACCGACACCGGCGGCGGUCUGGGCCUGUUCCUGGGCGUGUGUGCUCUCGAUGUGUGGAACUUUCUCGUGAGAGUCGUGGUCAGUCGGGAGGUAGUGGCCAGGAGACCAGCGGGCCGCACGCUGGGACACCUCGGCCAGCUCGUUGGGGCGUUGGUCGUGUCAAUGGGGACGUGCGUCCACCUGCUCAUAAUGGGCAAGUCAUACCUGCAGCAGCCUGUGACGCUGUCGGCAAGUCUGGGCGCGAGUGACGCCAGCCACGCAACGCCUUUUGUCACCCUCGAGUCCCUGCUGGUGGAGAGGAUGGCGAGCCGCGUCCUCGGGUGUCGGGCGUCAAGCACCCCCAAGCAGAACGAGUGUGUCAAGUGUGUCCUGCAGGGAGAGACGGGCCAGUCCCUCCCCUUCAUCAGCGUGGAUGACCUUCCCCGCUGCACAGCGGAGCACCUCACCUUCCCUCGCCUCGCAUUCACCGUGCCAAAGCUCCAUAUUGAGGGCAUCGCCAGGAAGGAAACAACCGCCUCGUGCUCAGCCUGUGAUCACCUCAAUGAUUCACGGCCGCCCGACUUCGUGCAGUAUUCGGUCGACGAAAACUCGCCCUACUCCCCGAACAGCAUGCUGUGUACUCUUGGGGGUCUGAUGGGUCUGUACCUAGGUCUGUCUCUGCUGAACGUUCAGGACUUGUUUCAGAGAACUCUGAGGAAGCUCCAUCGAGAUGCUGGUGGUCGGUGCCGCGGCGUGGCGUGGGUCGGCUUCACAGGCGGUGUUGUGGCGGUGGCCGUGGCGAUCUGCUUCCUGCAACUGGGCACCUUCUUCGGAGCUCACCCGGUGUACAGCAGCACGUCCACACACAGCCUGCAGGAGGGUGUUCUACCAUCCAUCACCACCUGCGUGUGGCCGCCCUUCAACAUCCGGCGGCUUCUGGAGACAGCCGGGUUGGGCGCCGCCUUCGCCAACCUGUCCCUCAUAACGAACCCUGAGGCGAGAGACGCCGCCUCUGCACUUCUGCUGCAAGACCUGCCGGAGACCUCAAACGUCACCGACCCCCAUAUCCUGUGGGACGCCGGCGCCUGGGCACGUGAGGAAUUAAUGAUUGGAUAUACGAUCAUGUAUCGAGAUCUUGAGAGAAUUAUACUUCGUGAUCAGCAAACGUCAAAUGGAAUAUUAAAUCAUUGCUGGAAAUAUACACCGAAUAUAUCACGUUCUAGUUGGUCGAGGAACACUCUAUUCAUUCAGGGUACACACCCGUAUCCAGAACAUUUGGAACUAUAUGAUUAUUUUUUAUCUUACCUUCACUACCCAGAUGAAGAUCUUCUGAUUCAGCCUAACAUGCUUAGUAACUUAGUCACCUUUCAAUCUUUUGAUAUCUCUUCGGUGACAAAGUGGAGGUCUUUAGACGAGAACAGAGUGGGAGGCCGCGCUGGCUGUGUGUCCCGCUGUCUGGAGGCCGCCUUGGCGACACACUUGGGCUGCCGUUUGCCCUUUGAUGUGAGCAGUCAAAACUUUGACUCCUGCAGCAUGACUGUGUUUGCGGGCUUUCUCACUAAUGUAUGGCGGCUAAGAACACGACCAUGGGACGCCUUCCAGAAUAUAGUUGGCCAAGAUCUGGUCAGCAGGUGCUACACGGCCUGUCGUUACGGGGAUCAAAUCUUCAUUAGACUGAAGCACAAUACAGGCGUAGAGGAUAUGGUCAUGCCUGGACUCUCUGUGGCCUUCCCUAAACAAAACAAAUCCCUCUUAACAACAUACCGUAUGUCAUCCGGUACCUUGGAGCACAUGAGCGUCCGAGACGGCUACGCCCCCACGACGCUGGUCAGUGAUCUCGGUGGCAUUGUUGGCAUGACUCUCGGCGUGUCACUCCUGUCUCUCUUCCUCACCCUUGUCACCAAGAUGACUCGGUCUCGGCGGACUCUCACCAAGGUCUCAUCGCAACUCCCCGCGCAGUGA